Molecule: messenger RNA, 1476 nt
Organism: Branchiostoma belcheri (Belcher's lancelet)
Lineage: Eukaryota; Metazoa; Chordata; Leptocardii; Amphioxiformes; Branchiostomatidae
Product: putative leucine-rich repeat-containing protein DDB_G0290503
Exons: 8
Coding region: 232-1449 (405 amino acids)
Source: RefSeq, a predicted model, not a curated record
GCCACUGAUGCGCUCCUGACUCAGUUUUAGGGACAAGUUGGCUGACGUCGACCUGACGUACGGGGAGUUAAAGGGGGAUGGAUACAGGAGCAGGAGAAGAAGAACCUAGCCCAAGAUGACACCAUCAAGAAGCAUGACCAGGCUCUACUUCAGUUCAACAUCAAGAAAAGCCAGCAAGAUAUUCUCCUCGACCGCAAAUUUGCAAGGUUGGAGAGAUCGUUUGCGGACAAGAUGGAGACGGUGGAGCAGAAGCUGACCAAGUCGGAGGAAGCCGUCAACGAGUACAAGACGAUGAUCCAACAGAUGGCAGAGAAAGGCAAUGAGAUGGCUCGUCGCAUCUCUCAGCUGCAGCAGACCAUCAGCGACAAAAACGAGAUGGUGGAACGUCUUCAAGUCCGAUUGGAUCAAGUGGAAACUAAGGUUAGUCGUCAGGAUGACAAGCUGGAUGAGUAUGACAGCCAGCUGUCUAUCCUGAACAGCCGUCGCUACAGCCUGUCCGACUCAGAAGAUAAGAAGGAUGACACAGAGGAGACGUUUGUUAUCAGUGGUGGCAGCAAUGGACUUGUUAAGGAGCUGGAGGAAAAGCUGUUGUCCCAAUCCUCUACUGUAAGCGAGGUCAAGUCCAAGUUGAAGCAGCUGGAGAGAAAGUCUUCCGAUGUGGACACUGCCAUCCAGAGGCACAACACAAGACUACAGGAUAUUGAGCGGAAGAAUGACGACCAAGAAGCUGAACUGAACCAGCACAAGAUCAGUCUCAACAACAUGGAGCAGAAGAACACCGUGCAGGACACCAUUAUCAACCAGUACAACAGCAUGAUCUCUCAGUUCGUCGGCAAGAGCAACGACUUGGAGAACGUCCUCAACAGAGCCAAGGACUCCUUGUCACGUCUGGACCAGAAGAGCAGCGAGCACAGCAACUCCAUCAACCAGCACAGCCAGAAACUCCAGCAGCACGAGCAGCAGCUGCGCCGUCACACCAAUGAUGUCAACAGGAUCAACUCGACAAUUUCCUUGGUGCGUCAGAAGAACAUUGACCAGGACCAGACCUUCACCCAGCACCAGACCCGCAUGACGGAGAUGCAGCAGAAGAUCAACGAGCUGACCUACUACACCAACCAGUACAACUCCAGCAUCUUCUACCUGCGCGAGAAGACCAACAAGCAGGACUACAUCGCCAACGAACUCAACAUCACCAUUCUGCAGGUCAAGCUGAAGGGCCAGCAGCAAGACAUCUACAUGAACAGACAUACGGAGCAAAUUUCCCAGCUGCAGUCCAAGGCUGGUGAUGCAGAGAGCACCCUGAACAGGCAGAAGUCACAAGUACAGCAGCUGAUGGACUUCAGGACCACCAGCAAUGAGCAGUUCAGCCAGCUCAGCCGCAAGCUGAACGAGGAAGACUCCAGGAACAACCGACAGGAGGCACUUCUUGAGGACCAUGAAAGAAGUUAAGGAAGGUAGACCAGAGAACAAAUGAGC